This is a messenger RNA of Notolabrus celidotus (New Zealand spotty), 2394 nucleotides long. RefSeq names its product rhomboid, veinlet-like 2 (Drosophila) (gene rhbdl2). Gene Ontology annotation, cellular component: membrane. Gene Ontology annotation, molecular function: serine-type endopeptidase activity. The record is from RefSeq and is a predicted model, not a curated record. The transcript is spliced from 8 exons. Lineage: Eukaryota; Metazoa; Chordata; Actinopteri; Labriformes; Labridae. The coding region runs from base 434 to 1333 and encodes 299 amino acids.
ACGGAUCCCAGGUGUGGUACGGGGAAACAGGUAGGCUGUUGUUGCUGUAGCGCGCGCGGGCUGCAGACAUCAGUAUUCUUUCUGAAAGACAGUGAGUGGUUUAAGUGGAAGAGGGGAGGAUUGUUUAUGCGGGGAGGGAAGGAAGUUUCAUGCAGGAAAAAGCAAUGAAUGGACUAUAAUUAUCUCCAAGUGCUUUUUUUUUUUUGUUUCUUUCGGUCUCAGGGACGGUCGGGGUUGGAGAAGGGAUUCCGAGGGUUGUCUACAAACAUGGAGGAAUGGUUUUAAAGCGGUAUUUCGACCUCACGACGUAGACGUAACUGUAGCCGGCGUACUGAGCUGUCUGAAGUCCUUCAUCUAAAUCAAUAUAUAUGCGUUUGGGAGCGCUCGGAAACAUCUGCACUCUUCUCGGUGAAGGUUUAGGACUGGAGCAGUGAUGGAGGCCAUUGACCUGGAACAGCAGGAGCCGUUACCUGUGGAAAGAGAUGGCAGACAGGUCAGGAAUGCUGAAGACCAGCCUGAUGGAGGCAGGAAGCCGGGAUGCUGUGAGAAGUUCCAGGAGACGGUCUCCAGAUGGAUGCUCCCGGAAGACUCCCGCAGCAAGUAUCUUGAACGAGCCAACUGCUGCCCGCCCCCCAUCUUCAUCAUCCUCGUCAGUAUCGCAGAGUUGGCAGUGUUCAUCUACUACGCCGUGUGGAAGCCUCAGAAGCAGUGGGUGACGCUGGAUGACGCUAUCUGGAACAGCCCUCUCACAUACAAGCCAGAGGACAGAGAACAAGCGUGGCGCUUUAUCUCCUACAUGUUUGUCCACGCUGGUGUGGAGCACAUCGUGGGGAACCUGGUGAUGCAGCUGGUUUUGGGAAUCCCGCUGGAACUGGUGCACAAAGGCUUUGAAGUGGGGAUGGUUUACAUGGCAGGCGUCCUGGCAGGCUCUUUGUCCAGCUCCAUCUUUGAUCCUCUCAGCGCUCUGGUGGGAGCUUCUGGGGGAGUUUAUGCCCUGAUAGGAGGAUAUUUCAUGAACGCAGUUGUUAAUUUCCGAGAGAUGAUUCCUCUCCUCGGAGUUUUCCGAAUCCUCGCCAUCGUCAUAUUUGUUGGCACAGAUUUUGGAUUUGCCUUCUACAGAAGAUUUGUCCACGACGAGGCUGGUUUGAAGGUGUCCUUUGUGGCCCAUUUCGGAGGGAUUGUAGCUGGGAUGACCAUUGGCUACGUUUUCUUCAGUGACUACAACAAGAAGCUCCUCAAAGACCCUCGCUUCUGGAUUUGUAUAGUGGGAUACUUAGUGUUUUUACUCUUCGCCAUCCUCUUCAACAUCUUCCUGUCCCCAGCACCUGAAUAAUAGGACCAUGAAGCUCAGACCGUUUAGAAAGUAAACACUAAAAGCCUUAAAGUCACACUCAGGAAGAUGUGUUAGAGCAAAGUUGCUUAUCAGGGACUUUGUAAAUGUCAUGUAUAUGUUGUUGUUUUUUUUGUAGUUUUCUAUCAGAUUUACUUUUAAGAGCUGACUUUGUGAGUCCAAGUGGAAUAGUGCCUCCUGCUUUUAAUUUGUAGCAUUACAGAAACUGUAUUUUAUUUCUUAUAUGAUGUUGAUUUAAAUGUGCUUUUAUAGAAUGAAUAUUUUAAGUCAUGUACAGUGAAAAAGGUAUAUUUCUCUUGAAGCAUACGUGAUCUUUAUGUGCCUGAUGUAUUUGUUUGUCUUGAGCUUUUUCUACUUUCAAGUUUAUACAGAAAUACAUGAUCAGUGUUUGUAUUUCCUGUCAUUUUUCUGUAAAAGGAAGUAAUACCUAGACUCUUUGAAAAUGUGCAUGCUUCAAACACUCUGUUAAACAUUAUGAACUGUUGCGUAUCUAAGACAUGUGCCUUAAAUAUGGUAAUAAACCUCCUACAGUAAUGACCAAAUAUGACAUUACCAUAUUUGGCUGUUUGACAGUGCUUAUAAGAAGAAAGGGUUUACAGAGAAGUCCUUAAGAAAAAUGAAAUGCAAAUGUUUUACCACCAGGCCUUGGCUCAAAGCCAUGGCAUUGUUUCACUUCUUGUUGACAGGAAGCAGCCAAUUACUCGUUAAGUCGUAAAAGUUUAGCUCCUAAAAUAAAUAUCAAACAUCUGUUAACACAAUCUUCUGUAACUAGUUUUAAGUGUGGAUACUGUACAAAAUCUCCUUUUUUACCUGUUGAACAUCAAGUGGAAGUCAUAUCAUCUUGUCAGAAAAUAUACUUUUAUAUCAAAGACUGCCUGUAAAGUGUACCAAAGACCAAACACAAACAUACUCUACAUUUAAAUGUUUUCUCAAUAAAACUUCUUGUGUUUGAUUGAAAAGUUGUCAAAUUGAACCUACUUGAAACUUUUCUGAAGCAGAGAAAGAGUCUUGAUUUGUCCGAUGAAUAAACAUUUCACAGUAAA